Molecule: messenger RNA, 1215 nt
Organism: Aegilops tauschii subsp. strangulata
Lineage: Eukaryota; Viridiplantae; Streptophyta; Magnoliopsida; Poales; Poaceae
Source: RefSeq, a predicted model, not a curated record
ACAGACACCCACUACCCACCUCGCGCACCGUCUUCCCCAUUACCUCCUGCCCCCGACUACACCGCCGCCCCCACACCCCACCUCCCCCUUGAUCAAAUCACCACCCCCUCCUUUCACCGCCCGCUACCCCACCCUCGACCCCCGGCCGCCCCACCCUCCCUACCUCUUCUCCGGCGCCUUCCUCGCCCAGCCUCCCAUGACCCCGCACCGCGACGCCGCCCCACUCCGGCCACGGCAGCCCCGGUCCUGCCCAGCAACGGCGCCCCACCCCGGCCGCGGCUACAGCCCCUCCCGCUAUGCCGGCCUCCAUGCCCCGACCGCCACCAGAUCCCCUACCUCCAGCUUCCCCGCCCCCCACGACGACCCGCGGCCGGAUCCAAGCCGCAACGGCCACCCGCGACGCCCCGACGCCGGAUCCGGGCCACGGCGGCCCCCAGCGACCCCUCGAUGCCGGAUCCGGGACCACGCGCUUCUCCUCCGUCUGCCUCAACAAGAGUGGCCGCUGCCUCCCAUCGACGUGACGGCUAUGAAGGGAUUGCCGGCUCUCUGCCACGCCGCUCAAGGCCGGUCCGAUCCGCUCCGUUGCAGGUUGGGAUCGGGCCUCGCUGCAACACACAAAUGCCUCUGUGGGGAGCGCCGACAUGCCUCAGAAGUUGAUGGGCAGCUCGGAUUCCCUCGCCGGCUCCAGCUCACAAAAAGGAGGGCCGCAGCCAGCCCGAACACUUCCUGCAGCUCUGUCUGGCAUUGUGCAGCUCUGUUCUUCUCUAUGUGCAGUGCAAAAAAUUCGGUUGAUGUGCAGCCCUCGAUGAUGGCUCCGGCUCUGUUCUCUCUGAUGUGCAAAAGUCCAUGGACCCGAUUGCUUUUAUGCUUUUCAUUUUGAGGCUAUUGUAUUAAAAAAGGGCUAUUUUGUACGGCUGGGGUGUGCACAUGCAGUUCGCCGGCGAGCCGCUACGGUUGUAGCAGCACGGGCGAGCAGUUCGCUUUUUCGUUUGUUUUGGCGGUCGAGGACAGAGGGCCUUUCUUUUCUACCGCUUUUUAGUGGAAAAAAUAGUGUUUCUUUGUGUUGUGCAGUUUGCAUGUCAUGCUAGAGACGUUCAUUGCACUGUCGAUGGCAGUUUAUACUUUGUAAUUGAGAAGUGCCUACGUAAAAUUUCAGUUCAUUGUGGCACCACCAAUAUAAAUUUCAGCUGGAUGAAAACGAUGUUAUUGAGAAAA